CUUCGUUCUGGCAGGAAGUGCUCCUUGAUUUGCGCCUUGUGUGUACAUCCCCAUGUGACAGUCAGAGUCGUCAUGCACUUGGCCAGAUUGAGCGCCAUGCAAAUUGGGGCUGUUCAAGACUUCGUUGAGCAAGCCUCCUCCUGUGGGAAGAGGCCAUCCGUCUCGAACUUUAAGCAAGCUGCACAUGUACAGGACAAAGCUUCUCCUUUGUUCUCAGGCUUGUGUGACGAGCCGCUCAUUUGAGCUUUUGGAAGAGAAGCAGAAUUGUGCAGAGCGCUUAGGAGUGACCGACUUGUCGACGGGCGUGCGAGGGUCCUGUCAAGGGUUACCCAUUACAGACAAUACCUGACACUGCCCUUGGACGUUUUUGAAGAAAAAGAGGGACAACCUGCAGGUUCCAGUUGCUUUCAAGGUCACAGCGAUCAACAGUACAGUCAACUGAGUAUACAGAAGCGAGCUGAGAGAUACACAUAUUUGGUGAUCUGCCAGUGCAAUCAGGAAGUUGUGCGGAAGCCAACAUCCUUGUUUCUAGGUUUUAUCAAGGGCCUGCAGUUGUGUUGCCAAAAAAAUGGGGCAUCGGGUCGCCAGUGCUUGGCGGGAUAGUUUGCAGCAAGAAUGGACGAUGAAAGCUUUGCUUGUCAUUGUGUUUGCACUUCUCAUGUCAGGGGCCUCUGCCAAUGUGAACAUGACUGUGUAUCUGAACAGCGCCAAGGUGACCCCCCCACUGAGCGGCACCCCCCUUGCGCAAGGCAGCAUCCACCUCAGUUUCCCAGAGAAUGUGGACCCCCUGACCAGCACCUCCCCCCUCCCUAUCUUCUUUGACAAGCUCCAGCUCGAUGACUCCAUCACUCAGCCAAUCACGGGGAUCCGCCUAUUCGCCGGCGCAGCAAACACGGCAUCCGCAAGGGUGGUUGUAGACUUCGGCGUGUCGUCCUUGCUCCCCGUUAGCGGCUCGGUUCAGGUGGCGCCCUCAGUGUUCAGGUCGAUCCUAGCCGACCCCGCAAACUUUUACAUUACAGUGUACAAUGAAGACUAUCCGGACGCUGGCAUUCUGAGGGGCCAGCUCCCCACUCUAGUUGCCAAGGUCAUGCUGGACAGCGCAAACGAGCUUCCGGCUAUCAACACCCCCGCCAACGGUUCCGCGAUCAUAACCUUUGCUGACGACGCAGUAUGCCUCUCAGACCUGAACCUGCAAACGCCGGAUGGGUACAUUCUGUCGGGCGCGCACCUUCACUUUGGGGAGGCCACGCAAGUGGGGCCCGUGACGGUUUUCUUUCCGAUUACGAACGACCCGACGCAGCCGGCAUGCACCGCUGUAGAUUCGAAAGCGGUCCAAGGGAUUCUGGGGAACAUGAGCGAGUAUUACAUCAACAUUCACGACUUGAACAAUGUAAACUAUGGAUUGGUGCGCAAUCAGUUGAACACAGCGGUGGCGCGUGUGGGACUGCAAGGUACCGAGGAGGUGCCGACGAUUGCUGGGGAUGGCAACGGCCAGGUCAUGAUCAACGUGCUCGGCACCAAUACCGUUUGCUUCUGGAGACUUUCCACUUCUGGCCUACAGAGCCCCCCAGCAGGCCUUACCAUCAACUCCGGAAGUGCCGGCCAAAACGGGCCCACUCUAGUUACUUUUAGUUCCGGCGGCCAGCCCAAGUUCCCCACGGGGGGCUGUGUUGUCGUGCCCAAUGUAGAAGUGAUUUACCAGAUUCUUAACCCGGGUGGUAACCGCUACGUUAACCUGCUGACGAACGAUUACGCCAGCGGGGCGGCUAGGGGACAGCUAGUUGGCCAAGGCCAAGUCUCGCAGAGCCUUUUGCUGAGGCAGAACACGCCUCCUGCGCCCGUCGGGUCCCCCAGCAGCGACAGCAACAAGACCACUAUCAUCAUCAUUGUCGUCGUUCUCUGCGUCGUGGCGCUCCUCUUUGUUGCCGCGUGUGCUGCUUUUUGCCUCUGGCGACGGUCCAAGAGUGCGAAGCCAAAGGAUCACACGGCGCUUGCGAGGAAGUGGUUCGACUGGAACCCGAACCAGGAGGUUCUGCCAACGGCAGCCCCCCCCUCCAUCCACUCCUCCAAGUCCCCCCCCCAGUCGGUCGUGAUCAGCAUGCCCGAGGGCACGUCCAACGUCGGACACGUUCGCGCGUCCAAAGAGUCCGGCAUGAGCUCGCGCUCGUCCGAACGAUCCAGCGGAGAGCUGCACUACGCCGACAAGACGGCGAGUUCCGACCGCUCGACCAGCCACGACCGCGCACAGACGAGCGGGGGUCUGACCGGGACUCACGGGGGCAAGACCGUUUCUUCUACAUCGACGGUCGGUUCGGCGAUGCCGUUUGCCGGAGAGACAGUCACGAGCCGCAGCUUCACACUGCGCGAGAUCCUGGUGGCCACCGACUACUUCAACGAGAACGGCGCCCUCGGCGGCGGCGGGUUCGGCAAGGUCUACAAAGGUCUUCUCGACGACGGUUCGCUCAUCGCAGUGAAGCGCAUGAAGAAGGAGUCCAAGCAGGGCAUGCGCGAGUUCAUCAACGAGGUGCGGCUCCUGGGCCGGCUGAAGCACCCCAACCUAGUUCGCCUCAUCGGCUUCUGCGCGACGGAUGAGGAGCAGCUGCUGUGCUACGAGUACAUGCCCAACGGGAACCUCGCGCAGCACCUCCGCGGCCCCCACAAGCCCCUCUCGUGGCGGAUGCGCCUGGAGGUUGCCAUCGGUGCUGCCAAGGGCCUGGACCACCUCCACGUCAUCGCAACGCCACCUGUCAUCCACAGGGACAUCAAGAGCUCCAACAUCCUGCUCGACGAGGACUGGAACGCCAAGGUGGCCGACUUCGGGCUCUCAAAGGCCGCGCUCACUAAUGCGUCGCAGCCCGCGUCGUCAACUUUCGUGCGGGGGACGCCAGGUUACUUUGACCCCGAGUACUACGAGGGUCAGCGGUUGACUGAAAAGUCCGACGUUUACGCUUUUGGAGUGGUGUUGCUGGAGAUGCUGACCGGGAAGAAGCCCAUCGACCAGACGCUUCCUUCCGCUGACGGCAGCCUCGCCAAAUGGGCCCGGCCGCACUUGCGGGAUCCCGACCGCACCCUUGCAAUCGUGGACCCCCGCAUCCAGGGCUCCAUGACGCGCGCCUCCGUGCUCAAGAUUGCGGCGCUUGCGUACCAGUGCAUAUCGCUGCAAGGGGAGGAGCGCCCGUCCAUGAGCGCCGUCGUCCUCCGGUUGCACGACGCAAACUCGUCAUAACAAUAAAGUAUCGAGUUGGGUCCCGUCUUUUCGGGCGUUAAAACUCGUUGUAGAGUAAAGCGGCGGGUUAGGCUGUUGAUGCACGCGCGGGGAACGCCAAUUGAAAAAGUGUCUCGUGGUCAAUGAGCGGUGUGAAAAGCCGGUGUGUUGGCUGGGAGUCUGUUAGCUGGGCUCGUGCAUAUAGGUUGACGCUUUCGCGUUUGGCGGCUCGGGGCGAUCUUGUAUACGUAGCCUCCAAUAUAUGCAUUUUUUAAAGAUGGUGCGGUGAAGUAGAGUUCUUGGCCGGCCAAAAGGACAAAGCUCGUGUCUUCUGUCAUAUCAGUCAAUGGGACUAGUAUAGGUUUCCAGGUGUAGAACUUGUUUGUCGGAACAAUGAAGGCAGUCAAAGCAGACACGUAGCAAAAUCUUAUGUAUUCAUGUUAAUCUAUAAAACGCUUCUCAAUGUCGACUCUUCUUCUAUGUAUUGACCUUCUCAGUUG
This is a messenger RNA of Klebsormidium nitens, 3705 nucleotides long. NCBI's taxonomy places the organism in Eukaryota, Viridiplantae, Streptophyta, Klebsormidiophyceae, Klebsormidiales, Klebsormidiaceae. The record is from the annotation of a GenBank genome assembly.